GCCGGCACCAGUCGGUCGCGGUCCGCGUUCGGCGUAAGACGGCUCCGUUUUGGAUUACGUGCUUGCCCGCCGUUCGGUUGCCGGUCACCAGUGUUGCUUUUAAACCGGAGCUCGACUUCGAUGCAAAGCUGGAGAAAAGUAGGCACAACACAACUGAGAAGGCCUACAAGCACAUGGAUUCCUCCGUCUCUAGCAUCACUGCAUUUAGCCUGGCCGCAACAGCACGACUUGGUCGUGAUGCAGUUUGCAGCCGAACGCUAUUGUUUAAAGCACUCCGAAUUUUACCAAGCACGUAGAACAAACUCUUCGCGUAACAUAUUCCGGUUAGCCCAUGAGCUCUUCAUUGGAUGGAGGUAAACACGGAAUACCACCCACUUUGUGAUGACUGAAGCAGACGCUUUCGACGCGUCCACCGAGGACCCACCUCCCGGCCGCGAUGCAGCAGACAACGUCACUGCACUCCUAAGCAACGUCACCGACGCCGUGGCUACGGACGAAAUGAUGGGCCCUCGCUACCACAAGCGGGUCCGCAUAGUCAUCAUCGUCACCAUGAUCAUCCUGUCGGUGGUCGGCAACAGCGUCGUCUGCUGCAACCUCCUCGUGCAGCAGCGUCGCCGGCGAGUGUCCAAGGCGCGAGUGCUCUUCCUGAACCUGGCCAUAGCGGACCUUCUAGUGGCCUGCAUCACGAUGAUGUCGCAAGUGGUGUGGGAAGUGAUGGGCCGGCUGUGGAUCGCGGGCGACGCCUUCUGCCGCUUCUUCAAGUUUCUGCAGACGUUCGCGCUCGUCUCGUCCACCUACAUGCUUGUGGCCAUCGCUAUAGACAGGUACAUCGCCAUCGCCACGCCGCUGGCACCUAGCACGGAUCCGUGGAAGCUAGCUGCCCUGACGUGGUUGACUUCGUGCAUGCCGUCACUGCCGAACGUCUACGUUUUCCACAGCGUCGAAGUAGCACCCGGCAAGUGCUUCUGUGCAUCCAUCUUCUACGACCCUGACACGCCGCUCUACCACCGCCAGAUAUACAUGGGGUUUGUGUUCAUCACGGUGUUCGUCGUGCCACUGGUGCUCCUGAUUGCGUUCCACGCUGGAAUCCUGUGGGCCAUUUGGAAGCAUACUGCGAUCAACCGGCAUAUGGGCCGGCAAACCACUUCCUCGCUACCUCGAGCUAAGGUGAAGACGUUGAAAAUGACUGCCGUGGUGUUCGGCGCCUUCCUGGUGACCAACGUGCCGUACAUGGUGCAAGAGGCGAUCCUGGCCUUCGGAAACCCGGGCAUCCUGGACGCCAACCUGGUAGCUCUCUUCGGCGUGAUAUCGGCUUCCAACAGUGCCAUCAACCCGUACAUCUUCCUUUACUUCCAGCGGCCGCACGGAGACAUUGAGAACGGCGGUGGCUUUUGGCGGACCGCGGCUCGCAUGGUCCGCGACUCCCUCACGUGUCGCCUGCUCACCCGGUCCCGCGCGGGCUCUCAGAUGUCCACCGAUCCGGAGGACAAUUGCCCCCCGAUGCGCCAGUCGAAGAUGUCCGUGGCGAGAAACGGCAACCCGGCGGCCACAGACACUCCGCCGAACAUGAAGAGCCGCGCCACGUGCUGAAGGUGGUUGCCGUGCAACGCCGUUUUCCUGUGUCGGCGCUCUUGAGAAGUGUGGUUGCCUCAUGGCUCGCGUUAAACCGAAGCACGUAAAGUUGGGAAGCACGCUCCGAGCAGCCGAUAAACAGAAGAGCGAGAACUGGUGGUAUGGCCCCUCCCUUCUGUUUCCUCAUCUGGCAGGUCACGCUCAAUGUAAUUCUAAAUUUCCAAAUGAAUGCCGCGUGGUUCCUAACAACAAAGUGCUCCGGAGAAUACCAACCUGGAAGCGCGGCAAUUUGCACACUGUAACGUCGUUUGCAAGUUUUCAAGAGAAGGGGCAAACCAGCUUUUGGAGUCAUUGGGUUCUCCUUCAGUGAGUCGGAAAGUCUUGAGACGACGCCACAAGACAGAAGACGACAACAGAUAUUGCCGAGAUAGAGGCAUGCACUCGGGCACGGCACUGGCCAUGAGUUCCCACAACACUCAUUUCUAUUCCACCCCUGUAUUAUUUUUUUAACCCCUGCUAUAAGCAAAGGGGCGUGAACAGUGUAUGUGCGCUUCGGAUCCGCCGUUCCAGCGAGUGCACAGUGUGGUCUUCCGAGACGAGAAGUUCAGGCUUAGUACUUUUGGGGGGAAAGGCGCUCAGGUAUAUAUGAUUUA
Messenger RNA from Dermacentor albipictus, 2225 nucleotides. Its product is annotated as gonadotropin-releasing hormone receptor-like. Gene Ontology annotation, molecular function: peptide binding; G protein-coupled receptor activity. Gene Ontology annotation, cellular component: plasma membrane. Gene Ontology annotation, biological process: G protein-coupled receptor signaling pathway; cellular response to hormone stimulus. The record is from RefSeq and is a predicted model, not a curated record. Lineage: Eukaryota; Metazoa; Arthropoda; Arachnida; Ixodida; Ixodidae.